Aureobasidium subglaciale EXF-2481 is the source of this 1017-nucleotide messenger RNA. RefSeq lists its product as uncharacterized. The transcript has 2 exons. The record is from RefSeq and is a predicted model, not a curated record. NCBI's taxonomy places the organism in Eukaryota, Fungi, Ascomycota, Dothideomycetes, Dothideales, Saccotheciaceae. The coding region runs from base 162 to 869 and encodes 235 amino acids.
CAGAAUUGUCAAUCCGUAGUCACAAAAGUCAUGCGAAGGCUGGAGGAUGAAGGAUGAAAGAUUAGAAAGUGCGAUCCUGCAUCCUCGGCCACCUGUGAAACUGUCGAGCCCCUUCUGCGAGAUCUUUUGGUCAAAAAUCAUAUGCUUUCGAUUCCUACACCAUGUCAAACUCAACAAACAUAACCAAAAAUCCCGCCGAUGUAUGCCCAAGGGUCCUUGGAUGGCGAGUUCCAGAUACAUGGAGUGACAGGCAGUCACCAAACUUCACCCAGGCUGCGUGCUCUGUUCCAGCCUGCAACGAUUUUCCCUCCACCCUUGCCAAUUGCUGUGGACGUGAGAACAGCGAGCUCCAAUACUUCAACACCACCAUCGGCCCAUACGCCUCUUGCGCACUGGUCGACAGCAACGAUACUGAAGCCUACGAUUCAUAUCAGAGCUGCCUAGCAAAGGAAGAGAUCCCCUACUUCAAGUGCAACAGUCAACAGAAUUAUGGCGGCAUCUCUGAUGGAUGUGGAUUAGGCAUUGGGGCAGCACCCAUCAACAACACAGACUGGCCAAAUCAACAGACCUGCAGUCUACCUUACUCGGUCAACGCUACCAGAGCUUUCAAGCAAUGCUGCUCCAACUACAACGAUGGCGACGGCAUUGUCGUUUACAAUGGUGGAUGCAAUGUAGGAUGCAUGUCGAAUUCGACCAAUGGCACCUUCAGUGAUUGUAUAAGAGACGACUUUCGCAACCAUCCGUCUUACAUAUGCACUGCAAAUGAUGGUAGAGAAAACACAAAUACGAGCGCGGGUACUCAGAUGUCGCCAUCUGUUGCUGGGAUCUUCACGGCAUUCUUACUGGGCGCUUCGAUGUUGACGCUCUAGAGGAGCCGGCCUUGUUCCAGGAGAAGCUGCGUGUGGCGCAUUCACAUGCCCUACACAUUGGAUGUCGUAGAAUAUAGCCGACGUCAGAGAAUAGAACCGCAAUAUUCUUGGUGAUGAAUCGACAAUGCGAAACAACAACUCCAUUUUC